Messenger RNA from Arachis ipaensis, 5953 nucleotides. The record is from RefSeq and is a predicted model, not a curated record. Lineage: Eukaryota; Viridiplantae; Streptophyta; Magnoliopsida; Fabales; Fabaceae.
CCACAAAAACACGGAAACAUAAAACUUGCAAAGAAAGAAUUAAAAAAGAAGACUUAGAGCAAAGCCAAUUAAAAAAGAAUUAAAGUUCUGUGAAUUUUCGGAAAUUCCCGUGUUAAUUGUUCACUACCCUGCAAUCUUUGUUCUCUUAUCUUUUCUGAAAAUCCAUUCAUUUUGGGCUGUUGUUGUUGAGAUCAUAUCAUGGCUGGUGCACUUAUUGGUGGAGCUUUUCUUUCUGGCUUCAUUAACGUUGUUUUUGACAGGUUCCUUACAAAAGAUUCGGUCAACCUGAUCUUGGGCAAGAAGCUCGGCUCUGACUUGGUUGAGAGGCUGAAGAUUUCUCUGCAUGCUGCUGAAGCUCUGGUUGGUGAUGCUGAGUACAAGCAACUGGACAACCCAUCUGUGAAGGAUUGGCUCAACUGUCUGAAGGAUGCUGUUUACAUGGCUGAUGACUUGCUGAACGUUGUCCUCAUGAAAGCCGCCACUCGAAAGGAGGUACGUUCUUUCUGGCCCAUUAGCUUCCUCAACCCAGAUAGGGACAUGGUAGAUAAGAUGGAAGGGGUGGUUAGAAGGAUAGAAUUUCUUGAAAAACAAAAGGAUUUCCUUGGUCUGAAAGUGAUUCCCAAGGACAAUAACUUGGCAUGGAGAGCAUCCACAUCUCUGGUGGAGGGGAAUAUAUAUGGCAGGGAGGAUGAUCAACAAGCCUUACUCAAAAUAAUAAGUGAUAACAGUGAAUCUCAGUUAUCUGUGAUCCCUAUUGUUGGCAUGGGUGGGGUUGGUAAAACAACCUUAGCUAAAUGGGUGUACAGUGUCAUAGAGGGAUUUGAUCUGAAAGCAUGGAUUUGCAUCUCUGAAACAUUUGAUGUUGCUGAUAUUAUAAAGACAAUCAUAGAGGAAGUUACUAGAAGUCCUUGUACUCUUCAGAGUUUAAAUUCGCUUCAACUUGAAUUGAAGAGAAUCUUGUGGGAGAAGAAGUUUCUUAUUGUUCUAGACGACGUCUGGAACGAUGAUGCUGAUAGCUGGAAGAAAUUUAAAACUCCUUUCCAUGGUGGGGCUAAGGGAAGUACAAUGCUUCUAACAACUCGCAUCAAAGAGGUUGCCUCAAUAGUUCAAACCUAUCCCUCUUACUUUCUUAAUGAGCUGUCGGAAGAUUAUUGUUGGCUAGUGUUUGCAGAUAAUUCAUGUUUUCUAAAGUCAAACGAUAAUUCAGCACUAGAAGAAAUUGGUAGAAAAAUUGUCAAGAAGUGUAAGGGGUUGCCAUUAGCUGCAGAAACCCUCGGGCGCUUGUUGCGAGGAAAGGAGGAUGUUAAAGAAUGGAAUGUUGUUUUAACAAGUGACAUCUGGGAAUUUUCUAUGAAAAAUAGUAAAAUUGUUCCAGCAUUGUUAAUAAGCUACUUCCAGCUCCCUGCCUAUUUAAAGCGUUGUUUUGUUUAUUGUUCGUUGUAUCCCAAAGAUCACGAAUUUGUCAAAGAUGAACUAAUCUUGUUGUGGAUAGCAGAAGAUCUUUUAAGGCCAUUGAAGAAAGGAGAAACUCUAGAAGAAGUUGGUCGGGAGUGCUUUGAUGAACUAGCUUCCAGACAUUUUUUUAAACAGCAUGAUCAUUUUUAUAAGAUGCAUGACCUAUUGCAUGACUUAGCAAUUUUUCUUGCUGGAGACUUCUAUUGUAGAUUAGAGCUUGGUAAUGUAGAAGCUAUGACUACUUUGACUCGUCAUUUGUCCUUUGAAAGCUUGAGUCAUCUGAUCUCAGAAAAUUUUGGUGCCAUUGAAUAUUUGAGGACAUUCAUGCGAAUUAAUUUCUUUUCUCAUUUAGACAACAAUGAUGGUGUAACAUUUAUCUUAAUGUCAAAACUCAAAUAUUUGAGAGUUUUGUCAUUUUCUUUAUUCAAAGGACUUGAUGUAUUGCCUGAUACAAUAGGCGAAUUGACUUACUUGCGUUACUUGAAUCUCUCCAAGACAAGCAUUAAGUCACUACCAGAAUCAUUGUGUGACCUGUACAAUCUACAAACAUUGAAGCUGGAUGAGUGUUCUAGUUUGACUAUGUUACCCAAUGGCAUGCAUAGGCUUGUUAAUUUGCGACAUCUAUGUAUUUGGAGAACUUGUUUAAAAGAAAUGCCAGGAGGAAUGAGCAAAUUGAAACAGUUGCACAUUUUACACCACUUUAUUAUGGGCAAGCAUGAAGACAAUGGAAUCCAAGAGUUGGGAGGCCUUUUAAAUAUUCAUGGAUCAUUUGGGAUUAAGAAUUUGGAGAAUGUUGUGGAUGUCACACAAGCAAGGAGUGCAAGGAUAUUGGAUAAGAAGCACAUUGACCGCUUAGUGUUGAAAUGGUCUUCAAGCGAUGAUAUGGUUUCAAAUACACAAACUGAAAGAGAUAUACUUGGCACCCUGCAACCACACAAUGGGUUGAAAAUAUUGAAAAUCAAGGGAUACAGAGGUACAAUAUUUCCAAAUUGGGUUGGACAUUAUUCAUACCAAAAUAUGACUGGUGUAUGUUUGGAGUCUUGUAACAAUUGUUGCAUGUUGCCUUCACUUGGACAGCUUCCAUCUCUUAAGGCUUUGCGCAUUGAAGGUUUUGGUAGGCUCAAGAGUGUUGGAAUGGAGUUUUACAAGAAUGAAGGAGAUCAUCAUUCUUCUCCUAUUGCACCGUUUCCUGCACUCAAGACAUUGGAAUUUUGGAGUAUGCCAUGUUGGGAGGUGUGGCACUUAUCUGACUCAGAAACUUUUCCUCAACUCAAGAACCUUCAAAUAACAAACUGUCCAAUGCUAAAGGGAGAUAUGCUUAAUCACUUAUUCUUGAGAAUAGUUUCUUCCUUUUUGGAUGCUUCCAAAGUUCACAAACUAGAUAUAUCGGAAGAUCAUGAAGGAUGGUCUCGAUUGGUGUCACUUAAGGGAGAUACUUUAUCAAUUAAGGGAUGUGAAACUGUGGUGGAGUCUGCAUUUAAGGCAGUUAGCAUCAACCACCUAACUUGCAUACAAGAAAUACGAAUUUCACAUUGUUCGUUUGCUGUAUCCUUUCCUGGCAACUGUUUACAUAAAUCUUUGCAAAAGCUGACAAUCUGGCAUUGCGAAAAACUGGAAUUCCCACAGCAACAGCAGCAGAAGUAUGAUUUGGUAGAGCUACAAAUACACUCCAGCUGCGAUUCACUGUCCUCAUUGUCAUUGGAUGCCUUUCCAAAUCUGAAGACUCUCAAGAUAUCAGGGUGUGAGAAUCUGGAAUCAGUUUCAAUAUCACAGCCACCACACACUGCUCUUCAACGUCUCUCCAUCCAUCAAUGCCCCAAAUUUAUGUCAUUUACAGGAGAAGGACUGGCUGAACCCAACUUGACUCAUUUCGAAGUUAACUUGUGUGACAAGUUGGAGGCAUUGCCGAGUGACAUGAAUUCUCUUCUCCCAAAUUUAGAUUCUGUCGACAGCCGGGAAAUUUGUAGGCUGCCAGAUGGUGGUUUGCCGCCUAACUUGAAGCAACUUAUUGUCAACAAACAACUGAGGGGUCUAUCGUCGAUGGGCAACUUCAACACCCUCACUCAUCUUACCAUUCAGGGUUAUGUUGGUGUGAGGUCAUUCCCAGAGGUAGCUUCUCUGCCUCACCUUCCCUACCUUAUCACUUUGCGUCUGUAUUGGUUUCCAGAUCUCGAGACAUUGGAGUGCAACCAGCUUCUCUGCCUCAACUCCCUCCAGAAAUUAAAAAUUGGAUGGUGUCCAAAGCUGGAGAAUAUGACAGGAGAAAAGCUGCCUCCUUCUCUCUCACUAUUUAAAAUUAAACACUGUCCUUUGUUGGGAGAACACUUCAAGAACAAGCAUCAACAACUUUGGCCCAAAAUUUCCCACAUCCUUACCAUUAAAGUUGAUGAUGAACAAAUUUUCUGAAUAGAGAUUUCUAAGUAGGUAAUUUCUCUAAUCUUCAUGUUUCUUAUGGUAUUUUAUACAUGCAUAAAUUUCCUUUUCCUUAAAGAUACAAAAAAAAAAAAAAAACAAAGGAGUCCUCACUUUAUUUAGGCAACAUUAAGUAGUUGAACUGAAAUACCAACAAGAAAGUUUGAAUUUUUUCUUUCAUUUAUCAGGGGAUCUUUCAGUUCGUAGGUGUACUUGGAGAGAUAUCCGUUGUUGCUCUGACAAAAGUAAUUAAUUAAUUACUAUAUGUGAUACUUAUUAAGUAUUAACAUUCAUAUUUUUUUAUAAAAUUGCAUUUAAAAAGGAAGAUAAGAAGUACAACAAAAUAAAAAUUGGAAGACAAGGAAUAUCUCUUUUUUUUUUUCCUAAUCCAACAUUUAAGAAUUGUUUUUUAUGUAUUAAACAAAUGAAUGAAUCAAAAUUACAGUUUUUACCAUCUUUUGCAGGUAGUUUGUGCAUAAAUCAAGAUGUAAUCCUAUACAUUGGUUAUAUAUUCUAAGUUCAUUUAAGGUGGCAAGCUGGAUUAAUGUGUUGUGACCAGAAGCUGUGUUUUCUGAUUUUGUCUUCAUGCUAGUAUCUAAACUAGAAUGAGCAGGAAAGAAAACAAAGGAAAAGAUGGAGAAAGUUGGAGUGACACCUAUCAAUGAAAAGUUUUUGUUGUUGAGAUGUAACUGUGUCCAUACAACAUGCUAUCUGAAUUUUGGUGACAUAGAAGAGUAAGUUGGGAUUUUUGCCUUCAACUGCUUGAUGGAUUUGUACCUCUGAGUUCAACAUUAUUAGUUAUUAUGUUGUAUGAUGAUAAACAUUAUUUUUGGAGUAGAUUAAAUGUGUGUCAUUGCAUUGAUGUAACUGCAUUUUUUUCCCUAUUGUUUCAGAAAUAUUUAUUGGAUGACUUGGAUAUGCCUUGCACAUUUCCAAGGUUGAUAAUUGAGAUAUUAGUGUCACUCUAAACAGAUAAGUAUUAUUUCUCUAAUUUAAAAAUGUAGAAAACUGUAUUAUUACCUUGGUCGUGACUCAUGCAGCAGUUGAAACCUUCCUCAACUUGCAGUUUUGUUGCAUCUCUCAGACUUAAAGACACACAAAUAAAAAACUCCAAAUCACAUCCAAAAUCAAGGAUAAAAACUAAAAAAAUAAACAUUAAAUAAAGAUCACAUUAAAACUCAAUAAUGAUGAAAUGAGUAUUUGUGCACAAUAUACAAAAAUAAUAAAAUAAAAGAAGAAAGUGUAACAAAACAUUUCUCUAAAAGAAGAAGAAUAAGUGGUUUUUAUUGACAGUUAAUUAGGUACAAAUAUUUUACUUACCUCCUACUAGCUAAAAGAGACAACAUAGUACCUUGAAAUUGAUUGGUCAAUUCCUAAUAAUAAAGCUUGAAUAUUCAUACACAGAAAGAAAAGCUAGCAUAUAUCUCUUUGUUUCUAUAUACAUAUAUAUCCAUCAAAACUCAUAGGAUAAAUACAAGAAAAAAACAGAGGGAAAAAAAUGUCUGAGAAUGCAGCUCAUCAUGUGGUGAUGCUUCCAUGGUCUGCAUUUGGCCACUUGAUUCCAUUUUUCCAACUCUAUAUAGCCAUAGCCAAAUCAGGAAUUCAUGUCUCCUUCAUUUCAACGCCAAAGAAGAUUCAAAGGCUUCCAAAACCACCUUCAGAUUUAUCUCAUUUGCUACAUUUGGUUGAAAUUCCAUUUCCAUCAUCAAUAGAGUCAGUGGCGGAUCUUAGGGGGGCCUAAGGUGGCCAUGGUCCCCCCAAAAAUUAAAAAAAAAAAAAUAGUAAAUAGUAAUAAUUAAUAAUAUUAAAUUUAUUUUUAAAUAAAAUAUUAAAAAAAAAUAUAAGUUACAAAAUUUUAUAAAUUAAAAUAAUUAAAAACUGCACUAUGUAUUAGAUAUUUGAAUUAUUGUUGCUCUUGUUAACAAAUAGCCCAUUCAAAUAAUUAAUAAAAAUGGUUCUAUUAUACUAGCCCAAGCACAUACUAUUAAUUAAAGUAACACUAGUACAUUUUUCAAAUAUUUGUUUCAAACCAUGAGAGGCAUCAGCGCCACUUUUCUCUCUCUUUUAGUGGUUUCCAAACUUUUGG